AUGUCAAAACUCGAGAACCUACCUCGACAGACAUCGGGGCCCUUAGAGUGUCCUUACGAAGGUCUGGACUUGAUCCAUUCCUCCCGUUUUAAUAAAGGAUCCGCGCAUCCAGACGAAGAACGAAAGAAAUUCAAGUUGCACGGUCUGCUGCCCCCCAAUGUUCAGACCUUGGAAGAACAAGUACAACGAGCGUACCAGCAGUACAAAAGUCGAAAGGAUGAUCUGGCUAAGAACACCUUUUUGGCAAGCAUGAAGUCACAGAAUGAAGUGUUGUAUUAUAAGUUGAUGCAAACACACCUGGAAGAGAUGUUCGGCGUGAUAUAUACUCCGACAGAAGGUGACGCCAUCCAGAAUUACUCACGAAUAUUCAGGAGACCAGAGGGUUGCUUUUUGAAUAUCCAGGACCAAGAUAAGAUUGAAGAGUAUCUUUCUAAUUUUAACAGUGGAGAGGAAGUCGACUACAUCGUUGUCAGUGAUGGAGAGGAGAUUCUGGGGAUUGGGGACCAGGGAAUUGGCGCCAUUUUGAUUUCCGUCGCCAAGUUGGUUAUCACCACACUUUGCGCUGGAAUCCAACCAUCAAGACAGCUUCCCGUGGUACUGGAUUGUGGUACAAAUAAUGAAGACCUACUCGAUGACGAACUGUACCUUGGCCUUCGAAAACCUCGAGUCAAGGGUAAAGCAUACGACGAUUUCGUCGACAAGUUCGUAAAGAUUGCGAGGAAGAAGUUUCCAAAAGCAUAUAUCCACUUCGAGGACUUUGGAACUCAGAACGCAAAAAGGAUUUUGGACAAGUUUCGAUCACACAUCCCCUGUUUCAACGAUGACAUCCAAGGAACGGGAUGUGUGACUUUGGCUGCGAUGAUAGCAGGCCUUCAUGUCAGCCAUAUCAAAUUGGAAGAUGUACGGGUGGUGAUCUUUGGCUCUGGGUCUGCUGGUAUUGGUAUUGCUGAUCAAAUCACCGACGCAAUUGUUGCGGAAGCCAAAAGACCUAAAUCAGAAGCUUCAAAGCAAAUAUGGUGCUUUGAUAAACCAGGUCUUUUGGUCAAGUCUUUUAGCGAUAAACUAACUGUAGCCCAAGCUCAGUUUGCACGCGAUGAUAAGGAAUGGCCAGAAGACGAGGAAAGGGAUUUGCUUUCUGUUGUCAAGAAGGUGAAGCCGCAUGUUCUAAUCGGGACAUCGACGAAGCCAAAAGCCUUCACCGAAGACAUCAUUCGUGAGAUGGGUAAACACGUUCAGCGACCAAUUGUGUUUCCAUUGAGCAACCCCACCCGUCUGCAUGAAGCUCAUCCUGACGAUAUCUAUCACUGGACUGAAGGUCGAGCCCUGGUGGCCACAGGGAGCCCGUUCCCACCGGUAGAACACAAUGGGAUGGAGUGUGAAAUUGCGGAAUGCAAUAACUCAACUUGCUUUCCUGGUAUUGGCCUGGGGGCCGUCUUAUCUCGAGCAAAAGUCGUCUCGAACAAGAUGUUGGUUGCAGCGGUCAAAGCCCUAGCGGCUCGGUCACCUGCGCUCCAAGAUCCCACCCAGCCUCUUCUACCGGGCGUAGAGCAUGUGCGUGAGCUCAGUGUAAAUAUUGCCAAGGCAGUGAUUCAGAGCGCGGUCAAGGAAGGACACGCCCAGCAGGAUGGAAUUCCAACAGAUGAGUCCGAUCUAGACAAGUGGAUUCGGGCGCAAAUGUGGGAACCAGUUUAUCGACCACUUGUGAAAGCGGAGCAGCAAUAA
Aspergillus wentii DTO 134E9 is the source of this 1722-nucleotide messenger RNA. RefSeq names its product NAD-dependent malic enzyme. Gene Ontology annotation, biological process: malate metabolic process; pyruvate metabolic process. The coding region runs from base 1 to 1722 and encodes 573 amino acids. The transcript has 8 exons. Gene Ontology annotation, cellular component: mitochondrion. Lineage: Eukaryota; Fungi; Ascomycota; Eurotiomycetes; Eurotiales; Aspergillaceae. Gene Ontology annotation, molecular function: malate dehydrogenase (decarboxylating) (NAD+) activity; NAD binding. The record is from RefSeq and is a predicted model, not a curated record.